AUGUUUGUAUUUGAAGUCGUCACUCAUCCCGGACACUGCCAUUCCCUGAGCCAUGCUUGGCUACUUUGCCGACAUAGAGAGGAGCUCGCAGCGUUGUUCGAUCGCGCAAUUGGCAAUGUUUCAAUUGUAUCAGUGGAAGUAGAAGCAGAUACAAAAUACCCGAAAGGCGCAGCCCAAGUUGUUUUCAGUAACCGCGAAUCAUACAUAACUGCGAUUGCAACACAUCGUAUUGUGUUCCCUAGCAUCGAUAAAGAAAAGGAGAUGGAAAUCAAGCCGUAUUUGCUUGAUUCUGUUCCAUGCGAAUGUUGUAAUGGAAGAAGCACUCGGUAUUUAUGCCCAGAGGUCUGUUGUCUUCUGUACCUCUGCGAAACAUGCUGGAUCGAGACGCACCGACAGCGGCAACUUCUUUCGCACAAACCAAUGACGAAGGGACGGCAUUCGGCUCCUUUUGGCAACAUCUCGAACAGUGGUAUCUCGACGAACAAUCCGAACCAGCGUACUGGCCACCCGAAAGACAAGCAAACUUGCCACUGCAGUAAGUUUCCGCUUUAA
Gongylonema pulchrum is the source of this 552-nucleotide messenger RNA. NCBI's taxonomy places the organism in Eukaryota, Metazoa, Nematoda, Chromadorea, Rhabditida, Gongylonematidae. The record is from the annotation of a GenBank genome assembly.